Didymella exigua CBS 183.55 is the source of this 2103-nucleotide messenger RNA. Its product is annotated as acetyl-CoA synthetase-like protein. The transcript has 2 exons. Lineage: Eukaryota; Fungi; Ascomycota; Dothideomycetes; Pleosporales; Didymellaceae. The record is from RefSeq and is a predicted model, not a curated record. The coding region runs from base 1 to 2103 and encodes 700 amino acids.
AUGGCUCAACAGCACAUCCAGGAUCAGGUGUAUGCCGCCUCAAUCAAAGACCCGGAGACUUUCUGGACACGACAAGCAGAAAAUUUGUACUGGCAUAAGAAGCCUACCAGAGCGUUCCGAAAAACCACCGUGGCCCUUCAAAAGAGCAAGAUCGAGCACGAUUCAUGGAGUUGGUAUUCAGAUGGAGAGAUAUCCACAACGUACAACUGCGUGGACCGACACGUUACAAACGGAAACGGAAACAAUGUUGCCAUUUACUGGGAUAGCCCAGUGACGAACACGAAAGAGCAGUAUACAUACAAACAGCUGCUUGAUGAGGUCGAGACACUCGCAGGGGUGCUUCGGGAAGAGGGAGUCAAUAAGGGCGAUGUUGUACUCAUAUACAUGCCGAUGAUACCUGCUGCAAUCUUCGCUAUGUUGGCAAUUGCUCGAUUAGGUGCCAUCCAUUCUGUCGUCUUCGGUGGGUUUUCACCAGCGGCACUGGCUCAAAGGAUCGAAGCAAGCCGCCCAGUGGCGAUAAUGACGGCAUCGUGCGGAAUCGAGGGAUCAAAGAAGCCAACGGGAUAUAAGAGUAUGAUCGAGGAGGCGGUGCAGAGGAGCAACGUCAAACCAUCGAAGACGAUUGUGUGGCAGCGAGGUCAGCUCAGAUGGGAUCCUGUGAUAAAAGAGAACGGCCAGAGAAACUGGCAACGACUAGUCAAGAGCGCCAGGAACAGAGGACUCAAGGCCGAAGCCGUACCUGUGGAGAGUGGAGACGGGCUCUACAUAAUCUACACAAGCGGGACGACCGGUCUACCAAAGGGAGUCGUUCGCUCUGCCGGCGGCCACGCAGUUGGUUUAAACUUCUCGAUGAAGUACCUAUUCGGCAUCCAUGGCCCUGGAGACGUUCAAUUCACUGCUUCUGACAUCGGCUGGGUUGUGGGUCACUCGUACAUUGUCUACGCACCAUUGCUUGUCGGCGCUACAACUGUGUUGUUUGAAGGCAAACCCGUCGGCACCCCCAAUGCAAGCACCUUCUGGCGGAUCAUCCGGGAUUACAAGGUCACCACUAUGUUCACUGCUCCGACCGCACUUCGUGCGAUUCGCCGUGAGGAUGGCGAGAACGAGUUCUUCGAGAAGCGGUAUGGAGAGAAGGGUGCUCUGAAGUCGCUGAGAGCGCUCUUCCUAGCCGGUGAGAGAAGUGAGCCCAGUAUCGUACAGAUGUACCAGAAAUUAUUAGCCAAACACUGCGCGCCAGGUGCGAUAGUCGUUGAUAACUGGUGGUCUUCAGAAUCAGGAUCACCUAUUUCCGGAAUUGCAUUGGGUGCAUCCGCCGGACUCGAUUUUUCAUCGUCAGAGCGACCCGAGCCGCUUCCCAUCAAGCCUGGAUCUGCUGGAAAAGCAAUGCCCGGAUUCGACGUUCGCAUCGUAGAUGACUCGGGCAAGGAGGUGAAGAGAGGAGAGAUGGGCAAUAUUGUGAUGGGCAUCCCUCUGGCGCCGACAGCCUUCACGACACUGUGGGAGGACGAAGAGCGGUUCUACAAGGGGUACAUGAAGCGAUUUGAUGGGAAAUGGAUUGACACUGGUGAUGCUGGCAUGAUCGAUGAAGACGGCUACAUAUCCAUCAUGUCCAGAGCGGACGAUGUCAUCAAUGUGGCAGCCCACAGGUUCAGUACCGGUGCUAUUGAGCAAGCCAUCACAACACAUCCAUCUGUCGCCGAGGCGGCUGUUGUUGGCAUACCUGAUGACUUGAAGGGUCACCUGCCUUUUGCAUUCAUCACGCUUGCCACCCAUCCUCAUCCUGACCCUGCUGUUCCUGACGACGAGUUGCUAUCUGAGGUGCAAAAGCUCGUGCGCGAGCAGAUUGGUGCCAUUGCGUCUCUAGGCGGUAUCAUUCAAGGCAAAGCUAUGAUCCCCAAGACACGAAGUGGCAAGACAUUAAGACGCGUUCUUCGUGAGUUGCUCGAGAAUGCAACACAUGGAGACUUCGACAAAGAGGCAAAUAUCCCCAGUACGAUCGAAGACCGCGAGGCUGUAAAGGUAGCGAGGGAGAAGGUCAGAGAAUACUUCGAAGUGAAGGGCAAGGAUUUGCACAAAGCGAUUGAGGUCAGAGCGAAGCUGUAG